Molecule: messenger RNA, 522 nt
Organism: Protopolystoma xenopodis
Lineage: Eukaryota; Metazoa; Platyhelminthes; Monogenea; Polystomatidea; Polystomatidae
Source: the annotation of a GenBank genome assembly
AUGAGCAAAGCACAGGAUAUCCAAUCAAAACAUGAGAUGUCUAAGUGGACCGAAUUGCACUAUAAGAGUGAAGUAGGCUUGAAUCUGGCCACCUUUGUUGCCUUCGUGUAUACGGACCUAAGCUCUGCAAGGAUUGAUCAUGGUCGCAGGGCGGUGCUCCGAGGACCUAUUCGCACAAAUCUACAAUCACAGCUCCAAGAAAAUCUCCCAACAGCCUCCGGUGGAACCAACCUUUCCACUUGCCUCUUCAAACAAAAUGAAAGAAUGAGUUUUAGCUUUGAUCAUGUCUAUCCAAUAAUGGACGUAAGCUCAGCUUGUUUUCAACCGAAACGAGGGGGUAUGUCUCGUCAACUGCAGCAACCUGAAUAUCGUAUUAAAGCUAAACUCUACAGUACAGCGGAAUUCAGCCGUCGUCUUCUGAAAGAUGCACAUGCUUUCUACACUCCUACUACUGGCGGCGAUAAUAUUCUCAUCUACAACAUUCCACCGCCGGCAAGAAUACGGACAGUAGACAUACUGUAA